AUGAACUUCAGGCACUUUAAAAGAAGGUUCUUUAAGGUAUGGGACUUCCUCAUUCUAAGGAAGACAUCACUAGCUGGACUAGGAAUGAUCGUCUACCUCUCGACUAGAUUAGGAAAUAAUAUGGAAGAACUUGAGGAAAAUACUAAGCAACAUAAGAUAUUCGAUCCUGUUAAGGCCAAAGCACAAGUAGAUGUUUAUAAAGAAAUUUAUAAUCUCAUGGAUGAGGAGGAAAGCGAACUCAAGAGACUCCCAUCAGCUGUCUCUGAUAAAGAAAAACAGAAGAUCAAGGAUUACUUUAGCCAAGAGAAACUCAGUCAGAUUGAUAAAGAAGAGCUUGAAAGAGAGCUACAGAGACUUCAAGUAGAAAUUGAUAGUCUUGAAGAGGUCAAAAGUACCCACCAAGGCUUCAAGUUCUUGAGGACUACCACUUCUAAAGAUGUGUUCGAAGAUGCCCUAUAUGAUAAGAAAUUUGAUGAGAAAUUCAUGAAGGACAAACAGAACAUGAUUGGGGAUAAACCCAAGACUAUCUAAGUUUACGGUCAGCAAAAUUAGAUUUCAACUA
Molecule: messenger RNA, 562 nt
Organism: Moneuplotes crassus
Lineage: Eukaryota; Ciliophora; Spirotrichea; Euplotida; Euplotidae
Source: the annotation of a GenBank genome assembly